AUGCAUUAUACUUGUAACUCUUGUAAGCUAGAGUUUUCUGACCUGCAAGGUCAAAAGGAACAUAUGAGGUCAGACUGGCAUAGGUACAAUCUCAAACGUCGAGUUGCCCAGUUGCCACCGGUUGACGAAGAGACCUUUCGUUCGAAAGUUAGCGUUCAUGCCGAUGGCGAUGCCUCUGCAAAUGAACCUAAAGACAGAGAAUCCAAGAAAGAAGCACGCAGAAAAGCUAAGGAGUCUAUUCGCGAACAGAAGCGCCAGUUACUUGAAACGGCUAGAAGAUCAAUGACGGAAGAAUCUAAUGUUGAAAAUCCUACAGUUCAAAAGUUGGAGCUGAAGGAGGAAAGUCCUGUAUUACAACAGGAUGAGCUGAGCAUACCCGAAGACAUAGUUGAUGAAGAAACUUCACCGGAGCCAAGUCAAGAAGACCUCAUAAAGGAGAAAAUGGAGAACAAGGUUGACAUACCACCCACUACAUGCUUAUUUUGCCAGAGAAAAUACGGGUCGAAUUUUGCUACGUUAGAUGAAAACUUAGAGCAUAUGCGAUUGAAGCAUGGUUUAUUCAUUCCUGAAAGAAGGUAUUUGACUGAUAUCCAAGGAUUGCUUCAAUACUUAGGUGAGAAAAUAGGCUUCGGUAAUGUUUGCUUGUGCUGUCUGUAUCAAGGAAAGGACAUUGUUGCAGUCCGUGACCAUAUGCUCAACAAGAGACACAUGAAGAUUCCCUAUGAGAGUGAAGACGAGAAACUAGAAAUCUCUGAUUUUUACGACUUCUCAUCAACAUACACGUCAGAUGUUCCGGAAGGUGAUGAAGGCGAUUGGGAAGACGUUGAAGAUGCAUCAGAUGAUGAUGACGAGGACAUUCUGGGGGCCACAGACGCUAUCUAUAGGGACGGACUUGACCUUGUUCUUCCUUCUGGCGCCGUUUUAGGAAAUAGAGCCCAUGCUCGUUAUUAUCGCCAAAAUCUUGCUCCGGAGCGGAUCUUAAGCGAAGGUCAGGGGACAGUCAUUGCAGCUGAAUCGAGACACAUGCUGGGCUUCAAGGAUCGCAAGGAACUUGCCACUCAAAAACGUGCAUGGGUCAGAGCUAAGAAGAGAGAAGAUGUUAAUGAUAGACGAGCCGCAAAGUUCAUCAACAAUCAACCUCAUUUCAGAGACCCUCUCUUACAGUGA
Meyerozyma guilliermondii ATCC 6260 is the source of this 1167-nucleotide messenger RNA. It is a transcript of the gene REI1, whose product is annotated as Rei1p. Gene Ontology annotation, biological process: ribosomal large subunit biogenesis. The transcript has a single exon. The record is from RefSeq and is a predicted model, not a curated record. Gene Ontology annotation, cellular component: preribosome, large subunit precursor. The coding region runs from base 1 to 1167 and encodes 388 amino acids. NCBI's taxonomy places the organism in Eukaryota, Fungi, Ascomycota, Pichiomycetes, Serinales, Debaryomycetaceae.